Messenger RNA from Uloborus diversus, 1216 nucleotides. Its product is annotated as cyclin-dependent kinase-like 4. NCBI's taxonomy places the organism in Eukaryota, Metazoa, Arthropoda, Arachnida, Araneae, Uloboridae. Gene Ontology annotation, molecular function: cyclin-dependent protein serine/threonine kinase activity; ATP binding. Bases 34 to 1095 code for a protein of 353 amino acids. Gene Ontology annotation, cellular component: nucleus. The transcript has 9 exons. Gene Ontology annotation, biological process: protein phosphorylation. The record is from RefSeq and is a predicted model, not a curated record.
UUUUCAAGGAAGGAACGACGGCACCUGACUCCAAUGAUGGAAAAGUAUGAAAAGUUGUCCAAGAUUGGAGAAGGCUCGUACGGCGUAGUUUUUAAGUGUCGAAAUAGAGAAAAUGGCCAAAUAGUUGCUGUAAAGAAAUACAUGGAAACCGAAGAUGAUCCACUGAUCAAAAAGAUUGCACUGCGAGAAAUCAGAAUGCUUAAACAACUGAAGCAUCCGAAUCUAGUUAAUUUAAUCGAAGUCUUCCGGCGGAAACGCAAGUUGCAUUUGGUGUUCGAAUACUGCGAGCAUACGGUAUUGGAUAUUCUUGAGAAGCAUCCGAAAGGGGUUCCAGACAUGUUAACCAAAAGAAUAAUCUGGCAAACACUGCAGUCUGUCAAUUUCUGCCAUGAACAUAAUUGCAUUCACAGAGAUGUAAAGCCAGAAAAUAUUUUGAUUACUAAAGACGGGAUUGUGAAGCUAUGUGACUUCGGUUUCGCUAGAACGCUAAGUCCUGGGGAUAACUAUACGGACUACGUUGCGACGCGAUGGUACAGGGCACCAGAGCUUCUGGUUGGAGAGACUCAAUACGGUCCUGCUGUGGACGUGUGGGCGAUUGGGUGUGUCACUGGCGAGCUUAUGAGAGGAGAAGCACUCUGGCCCGGAAAGUCGGACGUAGACCAGCUGUAUCUCAUUCGAAAAACUCUUGGCGACUUAAUUCCCAGGCAUAUGCAAGUGUUUCGUGCUAAUGAUUUUUUUGCUGGAGUAACAAUACCUGAGCCAGAUGUUCGGGAGAGCUUAGACAGCAAAAUUCCAAAACAUGUCCAUGAACAUGGAGUUGAUUUUAUAAAGAGGUGCCUGGACAAAGAUCCACAGAAGCGGUACACAUGUGGUCAACUUUUAAAGCAUCCUUAUUUCGACAAUUUUAAAAUCCCCGAAUUAGAUACCAUAGAUGAUCCUCAAAGAUACAAAAGAGAAAAAUCAAAGUAUGGACAGUAUCAGUCUCUGUUGCUACCACAGCUACCGAAUCAAGCCAACUAUUUAUCUUCACCCGAGUGUAAAAACUAUCCCAUAUCUCGAUCGACAAAUCGAUUCGACCAUUUGCCAAAUAUCUGACGGUUCAUCCCUUCAAUAAAUCCCUACUACUUUAAAUGAAAAUUCAGACUAUUAUAAAGUAUGUCUCCAUUCCACCCGACCAGUUCUUCACCAAGUGUUCGUACAAAUAUGUCUUUGAAUU